Messenger RNA from Parasteatoda tepidariorum (common house spider), 1795 nucleotides. RefSeq names its product putative adhesion G protein-coupled receptor E4P. NCBI's taxonomy places the organism in Eukaryota, Metazoa, Arthropoda, Arachnida, Araneae, Theridiidae. The record is from RefSeq and is a predicted model, not a curated record. Gene Ontology annotation, molecular function: G protein-coupled receptor activity. Gene Ontology annotation, cellular component: plasma membrane. Gene Ontology annotation, biological process: G protein-coupled receptor signaling pathway; cell surface receptor signaling pathway.
UUCCCAUGGUGAUAUACAACUUGCGUGCUGUUACCCCCAUGUAAACUCUCAAGAGACAAUGUAUGGGAGGGUUAGAAUUUUCCCCCCUUUCUUUAUUCAGAGAGGUUUUAAAUCUGGGAAAUUCAAUUUCAAGAAAAGAGGGAGCUUAAUCUUUUGAGAAAAGACAGGAAAUAAUGAAGCUCGAAAAAGUUGCAAUAUUAUUUGGAAUAUUUGCUGUAGUUCACCUGUCUGCAGCUGCUGAAAGAGAAAAAGUUGACGGGCAGUGGACUGAGUGGAGUAUCUUGUCAGAUUCAGAUUGUUCAGAGCCAUGCGGAGGCGGCGAGCAGACUAAAGUGCGCACGUGCACCAAUCCAAAGCCACAGAACGGAGGUAAAGAUUGCGAAGGUCCGGAUCAUGCCUCUGUCAAAUGCAACGAAGAAUCGUGUGAGGAGAGAACAGAGAAUUCAAAAUGGGGAAAUUGGUCUUCUUGUUCAACUACCUGUGGAAAAGGUACAAGGGAACGAGUGAAGGAAUGCGUGAAUGGAGAAGAGGAUGGAUAUAAGUGCGAAAAAAUCGAAGACAAAACUCAUAAGGUUGAAGAAUGUACCGAAUGGAAACCUUAUAAAAGAGAAAAGUGUCCUGAUCCAUGUGACCAAGAUUCCGAUGAGUAUAGCAAUAUUGAUGAUUUGAAAUAUUGUCCUGAGAGAGCCAAGUGCGAUGAUUUAAGCAGUGAAAAGGGACCCAAGAGGAAGUGCAAAUGUGUUAUGGGAUAUGAACUUAAUGCAAAAUACUGGCAAUGUCAAGAAAAACCCCCAGAAAAGCCUACUCCUCGCCCAAUUCCAACUUUAAGUCCUGUUGAGAAAACAGUAGCUGUAGUUGUAACAAAGACAGCGAGUACAGUUCUUUUAGUUAUGGUGUCUUUAACUUUGAUAAUUUUCAUUAUAAUGAGAGUUUUCACUGUUGAUAGAGUAAUUCAAAUGAAUAUGGAGAUAGCAUUGCUAAUUGCUCAUUUGUUCCUAAUGUUUCCAUAUGAAAUAUCUGAAGACAAUCCGGAUUUAUGCACAGUUGUGUCAGUGGCCCUUCAUUUCUUCUUCACUGCCUGUUUUAUGUUUAUGUUUCUGGAAUCUUUGCACGUUUACAGCAUGGUUGCAUUUGUAGUACCUAGAAAUGGCUUGUUAAAUCGAUUUCAAAACAUGCUUGUCGGUUGGGGUGUUUCUUUGCUAAUUGCGAUUGUUGGUGUGUGUUUUUUUCUCGAUACAUAUGGAGCUAAAUAUCAUUGUUGGACACAAAUGGAUAAACAUGUGGUGUAUUUAGUUCUUGGACCAGUAAUAUCAAUUUGCAUUAUGAACUUUAUUAUGUUGGAGGCAUCAGGGAACGCUAAUUAUAAGCCUCUGAAAAUUAUUGAUCACAGACAGUUGUUAACAUGCAAGAUACAUCAAAGAUCUAAUUUGAUUUUAAUGCCUUUGAUCUUGUCAUCGUUUGUGGUGGGACAAUUAUCGGAUUACGAGCAAAACUUAGGCCUCUACAGUGUCUUUUCAAUUCUAAAUACAAUAAUUGGAGUUUUGGUAUUCUUCUUCCAUACGUUGGGAAAUGAUGAGGUGCGACAGAAAGUUAAAGAUGUAUUUAAAUGCUGUUUGAAAGAAGCAAGAGCUCCAUAAAUUAUUUGGAAGAGAGAAUGCACAUUUUAUAUUGAUCUGAAAUUGUACAUUUUGUGGGGAUUUUACUUAAAUUUGUAAAUUUUGAGCACCUAGUUGAUUAGUAGCACUUAAAUCUUAAGAAAUAUUUUUCAAUUUGAAUAUAUGUUUCCUUAAAAAAA